AUGGGCGCCAUUGACAGUCUGCUUCGCAAAGCCGACGAAGAUGGAGUCAGAGUCUUUGGUGUCACCCCGACCACCCUCCCCGGACGGGGAAUCGGGAUGGUGGCUACUCGCGACCUGGAAAAAGGGGAUGUUAUCGUGACUAUACCUGCACAGGCUAUUCGCAGCCUACACACAGUCCCGGAGGAUGUUUCUCGCAGACUCUCGCGAGACAUGUCCAUUCAUGGCCUUCUGGCUGCUGAGCUUGCAUUGCGCCGCGGUGAUGCGGCGGAUUGGGCCGGUAUUGUGCCACAAUGGACUGAUUUUGAAGCCACGGUGCCGAUGCUGUGGCCCGUUGAGCUCCAGAGCAUACUCCCUGCGGAAGCCAAGAGCCUUUUGGCCAAACAGUGCAGCCGAUUCGAAACCGAUUGGAAGAUGUUCAGCGACGGCUUUCCGGACGAACUGCGGCGAGAUUACUUGUAUGCAUGGCUUCUCGUCAACACAAGGACAUUCUAUUUCGAGACGCCGGCUAUGGUCGCAUUCCCGUGGCACGACCGGUUAGCAUUGCUUCCGAUCGCCGACCUAUUCAAUCACGCGGACACGGGCUGUUCUGUUUCGUUCUCGACAGAGGGUUACGACAUUACUGCAGACCGUUCGUAUUGCGCAGGCGAUGAACUGCUCACGUCAUACGGCGAGCAUUCCAACGAUUUCUUACUUGCCGAGUACGGAUUCGUCUUGAGAGACAAUCAACACGACAAACUGUGCCUCGAUGAAGUUAUUCUCCCGCGGCUGAGCCGAGGCCAGGAAUCGGAAUUGAAGGAACAUGGCUACUUGGGGGACUUCAUGCUUCACAAUGGGUCCAAGAGGAGCGACAACAUUUGGGUUGCGCUGCGGCUGCUGUCCUGUGUCAAUGCUGACUGGCAGAGCUUCAUAGACGGUGAGGAGGAUGAAGAAGGUACGCUCGAAAAAGCGACUGGGCAGCUACCAGAUUUGCUCGAGGAAUACUUGUGCAAAAUCGAGGAGAAACUGGGUUUGGUUCGUGUGUUGCAGGUUGGCAAGGCAUGCCAGAGAGACCUGCUUGUCCAGCGAUGGGAACAGAUUCAGGCCUUCAUUAGGCGGUGGCUGGAAGACCAAUCUUCUGGCGAAUGA
This is a messenger RNA of Purpureocillium lilacinum, 1125 nucleotides long. Lineage: Eukaryota; Fungi; Ascomycota; Sordariomycetes; Hypocreales; Ophiocordycipitaceae. The record is from RefSeq and is a predicted model, not a curated record.